Molecule: messenger RNA, 163 nt
Organism: Dentiscutata erythropus
Lineage: Eukaryota; Fungi; Glomeromycota; Glomeromycetes; Diversisporales; Gigasporaceae
Source: the annotation of a GenBank genome assembly
CGGGUUGGGUUAUGAUUACAUGGAGCAAGAUCUAUUCCAACCAAACCUAGGUUAUACUUUAAAUAAAUGCUCUGAGUUACAUUCUAAGAUUAUGCUUCUGAUUAUACUCCAGGCUGUACUCCAAGUUGUGCUCCGAGUCAGGGAUGAUGAUUUUUUGCGGUGA